This is a messenger RNA of Molossus molossus (Pallas's mastiff bat), 997 nucleotides long. RefSeq names its product olfactory receptor 5M11. Gene Ontology annotation, cellular component: membrane. The record is from RefSeq and is a predicted model, not a curated record. Gene Ontology annotation, biological process: G protein-coupled receptor signaling pathway; sensory perception of smell. The transcript has a single exon. Gene Ontology annotation, molecular function: G protein-coupled receptor activity; odorant binding; olfactory receptor activity. The coding region runs from base 6 to 974 and encodes 322 amino acids. NCBI's taxonomy places the organism in Eukaryota, Metazoa, Chordata, Mammalia, Chiroptera, Molossidae.
AGAAAAUGCCCAUCACAAAUGACAGUGCAAUAACAGAAUUCAUUCUCCUGGGGCUCACCGAUCGCCCCGAACUCCAGACUCUCCUCUUUGGGCUGUUUCUGCUUGUGUACAUCGUCACUCUCUUUGGCAACCUGGGCAUGAUAGUGUUGAUCAGACUGGACUCACACCUUCACACGCCCAUGUACUUCUUCCUUAGUAAUUUAGCCUUCGUUGACUUGUGCUAUGCCUCCAACGCCACCCCACGGAUGUUGGCUAAUUUCCUCUUAGAGAAGAAGACCAUCACCUUUGCUGGCUGCUUUACACAGUGUUACAUUUUCAUUGCUCUCCUUCUCACUGAGUUUUAUAUGCUGGCAGCCAUGGCCUAUGACCGCUACGUGGCCAUAUGCAACCCUCUGCGCUACAGUGUGAAAAUGUCCAGGCAGGUGUGCACCUGCUUGGUCACAUUUCCUUAUGUCUAUGGCUUCUCAGAUGGCCUCUUACAAGCCAUCCUGACCUUCCGCUUGAUCUUCUGUAGAUCCAAUGUCAUCAACCACUUCUACUGCGCUGACCCGCCGCUCAUUAAGCUUUCGUGCUCUGACACUUAUGUCAAAGAGCAUGCCAUGCUCAUAUCAGCGGGCUUCAAUCUCUCCAACUCCCUCACCAUCAUCCUGGUGUCGUAUGCCUUCAUUAUUGCCACCAUCCUCCGGAUCAAAUCAGCAGAAGGAAGGCACAAAGCAUUCUCCACCUGCGGUUCCCACAUGGUGUCUGUUACCCUAUUUUAUGGGACACUCUUCUGUAUGUAUGUAAGACCACCAACAGAUAAAACUGUUGAGGAAUCCAAAAUAAUAGCUGUCAUCUACACCUUUGUAAAUCCAGUGCUGAAUCCAUUAAUCUACAGUGUGCGGAACAGAGAUGUAAAGCGGGCAUUGAAGAAUGUCCUGAGGCGAAAUGUGGUCACUAAGAGGACACUGCCUCCACUUUCCAAUAAACCAUAACUCUAAGCCUUUGGCUCAAAUGU